GUAUAUAGCUCUACUAAGUUUAAACUACUCUUUUAGUCAAUUGCCGAAGUUCAGUUUGUCGCAUUAAGGAGCUGAUACAGUUCACUUGUGAUUGUCGUGUGAGUGUGUGUUUUUUUACAUUUCUUCGCGCGUUCAGUGCCGUGCGACAUCUUCCGUCGAUUCGCGCUAACAUAGUUCGGAUCGUCGAAUAUAAAUCCGUGGUGUGGACGAAUUUUCACUCACGAGUUAACUUAGCAAAAAACCAAAGGAUGUAUGCGAUCCGGGAUCAGAAAGAUUUUAAACUGCCCGCGGAUACCGCGAUCUCCAUUAGCGACCCUAAUGAGACGAUCAGUGAUGUCAUGCCGCCUCGUCCUUGCGAUUUGUCGAUGAUUAAGUGGAUAUUGAUCGUAACCCUUGGGUGCUGCGCACUAAUUUACACCGCCAGCUCAUCACCUAUCUCUACCGAAGAACCAUCUAGAUUGGUAAGUUCAUCCGAAGUAACAGACAAGGUAGCUCCAACCCCAAUAGACAGCGGCAGACAAUCAGCAGAAUCGUCAGGCUCAGCAGCUUCACCAGCUCCAGUAUCUGAAGUACCACAGCCAGUUGUCGCAGCCGCCGCCCCAUCAGCCCCAGCGGCGUCCACGGACGACGAUGACGAUGACGACGACGAUGAUGAUGAUGAUGUCUUAGACUUAGAUAUCACCGGCGACGACGAUGACGAUGACGAUGAUGAUGACGAUGAUGACGAUGACGAUGACGAAGAAGACGACGAAGAACAAGCUGAUGUUGUGCCACAACCAGCCAGUGCCAACGGUAAUGUUGCUUCUUCCGUAAACGGUGGCAACGCUGGUGGAUCACCUACAGCUACACAAGCCUCAUCGACCAGCGAUGAUGAUGAUGAUGAUGAUGACGAUGAAGACGAUGACUACUUCGACAGAUUCUUCGAUGACAUCCUCGGAGAUAGUGAUGAUGAUGAUGAUGAUGAUGAUGAAACACCGGGAACGGUCUCUUCCGUGGUGCCGAUAUCUGGAUCGGUGUCCAGCACGAUCACGCCUUUAGGACAAUCGGCAAGCGAAUCGGUGGACUACCCUUCAGGAACUGCCGGUGAGCAACCGACAAACGCCGACUACGAUGGAGCCGUCGAGGAAGGGGACUCGUCGUCAUCGUCGUUUUCUGACAUAGAUGGUCCGCAUACUGUCACCUUAUUGUCUCCAUUGCCAAAUGAUGACGAAUUAGCUGGUAACGGCAAUGCGGUAUCAGUCCAAGUCGUUGACUCGAACAGCAUAGCUUCCGCAGUUGCCGGCCAAGCCUCUUCCCAGACCGAAACGAGUGAUGAUGAUGAGGACGAUGAUGAUGAUGAUUCGGCAAACGAAGAUGACGACGACGAUGACGAUGACGAUGAUGACGACGAUGACGAAGAUGAUGACGACGAUGACGAGUCCUCAGAUUCGGAAGCCAAGAGUGCUGGACGAGCUCGUGCCAUUCAGACUAACAAUCCUGUGACAGUACCACCGUCAUAUAUAGCUAAAUAUAACAGAUUUGUAGACAACAUAUUGAACAGAAUUAAUAAGAUUUUAAGUAAAAACUACGAUCCGGUUAACGUACGUCUUCAAACCCCCACUGAAACUACUGCUGAUAACAAAAAAAAAGGCACAACACAAAAGCCCAAGAAUAAAGCUGAAUCAAGAGACGAUACUAACGAACAAAUAUUGACAAAAAAUGAAACUUCUUCCGCACCACCAGUUGUAACAGACGUUUCGGCACAAAAACCUACCACCAAUGGCACUGCCAGAGCUCAACGAAAACAUCACAAAACUUAUCACCAUCAUCAUCACCAUCAUCCUCAUCACUCACAGCACCAUCAUCAGCACCACCAAGCACGCAAAUCAAAAGCCCAAAACAAUAAGCCAAAAGCUGGAAAUAAAAAUAAAGUAACAAAAAAUUCUCCUCCAAGGGCCAGAGCUACGAUGUAUGGAUUAAGCACUUUACGACGAGAUGGUGACGUUAGCGUGAACGUGAUGAGCAGUCACACCACUGUCAAGACGAAGUUUUUGGUCGGUCCAUUAACUUUAAAAGUAGAAAAAGAAUUCGGCCGUGGAGCCAAGAAAGAGAUUAGAUCAGCAACAGCUACUACCGGUGAAUUAAUCGGCCGAUUAAAUUUGCGAGUGUUGAAUGGCGGAGCGGCUACGUUACAUUCAAUUCGCGUUCAUCAACCUAAACAAUUGAAGGUGGAAAGUGCUGACGAUCACGACAAGACUAAAGAGUUCGUAUGGAGGAGAUCCAAUAUGAUUGCACAUUUAGUAUCACAAAAGUUGACAUUCGCUACGAAAUCUAUGUUACAACCCACCCCAGAAAAAACUGACACCAAAGUGUAAUUUUAAUAAUCGCAGUUCAUCUGUACAUAUAAUGGCUGAUUAAAUUAUAAGAUUUUUUCACUAUUUAUUUAUUUAUUUAUUUUAUACCUAUUUAAUUAUUUAAAAUAUAUCAAUUCCAUGACAUCAUGAAUGUAAAAAUAAACAAUUUUUCGGAUA
This is a messenger RNA of Daktulosphaira vitifoliae (grape phylloxera), 2510 nucleotides long. RefSeq names its product germ cell nuclear acidic protein-like. NCBI's taxonomy places the organism in Eukaryota, Metazoa, Arthropoda, Insecta, Hemiptera, Phylloxeridae. Bases 249 to 2354 code for a protein of 701 amino acids. The record is from RefSeq and is a predicted model, not a curated record. The transcript is spliced from 10 exons.